This is a messenger RNA of Schistocerca cancellata (South American locust), 5418 nucleotides long. RefSeq names its product ecotropic viral integration site 5 ortholog (gene Evi5). The transcript has 18 exons. Lineage: Eukaryota; Metazoa; Arthropoda; Insecta; Orthoptera; Acrididae. The record is from RefSeq and is a predicted model, not a curated record. Bases 528 to 3005 code for a protein of 825 amino acids.
CGGACGGAGACAGUGGCAGGUGUUGGGGGCUUCGCGCUCGCCCGCAACGCUCGUGUAACGGUGCUCGCGCUUGCCAGGCUGCCAGGUGAAGGCCGACCUGAUGACGUGUCGUUUCUGCGCUCCGUAAGCGAACAAUUCCGCAUAAGAUCGCAACUUUCCCAGUGAUAUUAACAGCCUCGGCGGCCGCGGGUGGGCAUCCGCCUGCUUGGAAUGUGAUCGAGCUGUCGGAGUCACCUGUUCGUUGGGAACUGUGAAGUGAAAUUCAUUUUGCUUCGAUUUCUGCGCAUCGAACGGAUAGCAGUCACGAAGCAAAAAUUUUAGUCGGGGUGACUGGUUCACAGAAGUGUUUCCGUUUGUGUUCGUUUAUUUAUCCUGGACAUCGCUUUCCAUCUGUGACGUGACAUUGUACUCUAGCAAGACCCAGAGACUUUAGGUUAGAUUCGCGCCCUGAUGGCCGUUCCGAGGCGGUGCCGGCGGCCGCGCAGCCCAGUGCUGGCAGCUCCGCAGCCGCGGACGCUGCCGCUGCCAUGAGCACCAUGGUGGCGCACCUCGUCGACACCAGCAACAACAACAACAGUAGCAGCCUCUGCGGCAGCGGCGGCGACCACGCCGGCAACAACAACGGCGGCGAGCCCGGCUUUCAACUCGACACCGCGGACCCCUCACCCGGCGACCUGGCGCUCCUCGCCAAACUGGAGGAGGCCAACAGGCUUAUUGAAGCCGAUGCCAAAUCCUUAAAUUCUCUUUCUGGAAACAGCGGCCAUUCCAGAAAGAGCUCGGACACAUCCCAGAUAUCUUUGACAUCAGGGACCAGUUCAAGUCAAGAAAGAAAUGAAGAUGGUGGUGAAGAAGAUGUAUGGAGCUUAUGGGGCCGCAUUUCUAAUGACUGGGAGAAUUAUUGGAAAAAAAGAAACCCAUUUGUCAGAGAACUCGUUCGAAAGGGUGUUCCACACCAUUUUAGGGGUAUUGUAUGGCAGCUGCUAUGUGGUGCCCAUGAUUCUCCUGUUAAGAAACAAUAUGCAGACUACAUCAAGGCAACAUCUGCAUGUGAAAAGGUGAUAAGGCGAGAUAUUGCACGCACGUAUCCUGAGCAUGACUUUUUUAAGGAGAAAGAUGGCUUAGGACAAGAAAGCUUGUUCAAUGUGAUGAAAGCUUAUUCAUUACAUGAUCGUGAAGUGGGCUACUGCCAAGGUUCGGGCUUCAUUGUUGGACUGCUUCUUAUGCAGAUGCCCGAAGAAGAAGCAUUUGCAGUUCUAGUGAAGCUUAUGCAAGAAUACAAGAUGAGGGACAUGUUCAAACCAACUAUGGCAGAACUUGGGCUGUGCAUGUAUCAGUUGGAGAACCUUGUGCAGGAGCUGAUUCCUGACCUGCACAUCCACUUCCAGUCUCAGAGCUUCCACACAAGUAUGUACGCCAGUAGCUGGUUUCUUACGCUCUUCACAACUGCGCUGCCUCUAUCAGUUGCAUGCAGGAUUAUGGAUGUGUUCUUAUCUGAAGGCAUGGAAAUAAUAUUUAAGGUAGCUCUUGCACUGCUUACUCUUGGGAAAGAAGAUCUCCUGUGCCUCGAUAUGGAGGGGAUGUUAAAGUACUUCCAAAAGGACCUUCCCCCAAAAGCAGAAGCUGAUAUUGAUGGCUUAAUGCAACUUGCAUACAAUAUCAAAUAUAAUCCAAAGAAGAUGAAAAAGUUGGAAAAAGAUUAUACUGUAAUGAAAACAAAGGAGCAAGAAGAAAUGGUAGAAUUACGGAGACUUCGCACAGAGAAUCGCCUUCUCCGCCAACGGGUGGAACUACUAGAAGCUGAGUCCAGUGAGUUGGCAGACAGGUUAGUCCGUGGGCAGGUCUCACGUGCUGAAGAGGAGGAGACAUCAUUUGUUGUUCAGCGGGAACUAGCAGCACUACGGCACACUCACCUUGAGACUUCACAUCAGCUGGAGUUAGCACAUGAAGAAAUUCGAAAUCUUUCCUUGCUUAUGCAAGAGACGAACUCAUCACGCCAGUCUUCAUUGGAGGAAGUCACUCACAAACGUGAGCUGCUGAGUCAGAAGGAAGAACUGAUAGAAUGCCUUCAGGAUGAGCUGGUAAAAGUGCGCUUGAGAGAGGCAGAGAACGAUGCACUUAUUCGUGAUCUCCGCGCACGUAUACAGGAGUUGGAAGAGGAUAAGAAAACUCUUCGUGAAACUACUCCAGACAAUUCUGUGGCCCAUCUCCAAGAGGAACUGAUAGCUGUCAAACUAAGGGAGGCAGAGGCAAACCUCUCACUCAAGGACCUGAGGCAGAGAGUUUCGGAUUUAAUUGCACAGUGGCAGAGGCAUUUGCAGGAACAUCGAAUGGAAGCUCAGCCUCCACCUGAUAGUACACCAAAGAAACUGCUUUUUUGGGAAAGUCGGGGAAAUGAGACACAACGUCUUGAGGAAGACCUGAUGACAACACGUCUUCGUGAAAUGGAGGCACUCACAGAAUUGAAAGAACUCAGACUAAAGGUUAUGGAACUUGAGACACAGGUCCAAGUAAGCACAAACCAGUUGCGACGACAGGAUGAGGAGAAAAAGAACCUUAGAGAUGAACUUGAUCAGGUUAUGACACGUGAACGAGAAUUACAGUCAAAGCUCAAAGAACAGCAGAAUAGAUACUCUGAUCUUGAAUCAAAGAUGAAAGAUGAGCUGAUGAUGGCUAGAAUAAGGGAUGCAGAACAUACUCAGUGUGUCGCAGAACUUACCCAGAAAAUCUCGGUUCUCGAAUUAAAGAACCAGGAGAUGGUUGCAGAAGGAGAACUACGUAGCAACAUGGAUGACAGUGAAAAAGUUCGUGAUUUACAAGACAAGGUUGCUGACCUCAAGGCUGAGAUCAUGAGGCUAGAAAGCUGGAAAGAGCGGUGGACAGGAGGUACCCGAUCACAAGCCUCACGCUCAGCAUCAGUGGAUACAGAGAGUGAGCAUGAUGAGCCAUCUGAUCUUCAUCUCCACCUUAAUGGUAGUGGCAGUGAAGCUCCAAGCCCUGAGGUCUGACCAUGGCCGCUGGCCGGCAGGUUCGGCCUGAUGCCCAGAAGGCUCACCACCGUCCGCACAAACUGUAUGUGCAACAGCACUUUCGUUCUUUCAGCAGAAGCUGGAACUCCUCGCUGACCUGGAAGGAUAACUUGCAGUGUACUCAAACUUUUAGGAAUUGUUUGAGAAUGGCAUCUAAUUCUCUCGAACUGAACUGAACUGGACUCGGUAGAACUGCAGUCACCUUCCUGCUAAUAAACAAUGAUGUUAUGUUCCUACAAACAAAUCAUUGUGUAUUUAUAAGUAAAUGUCAGCAGUUAUCCUCAGCACACGCUGACAUCAAAAACUUUUUUCAUGUUCUGCGUAGCAGAUCCACUUUACAGAUCUUUGCAAUGAACUUGAUAUUCAUGUGAUUAUUGACAGAAUAUUAAUCAACGUUUCGAUGGACUUUUGAGCUCUGUUAAAUCCAUUAUAUAAAAGUGUUCUUUUCAUUACUGUGGCUCACUCAGAUUUUAGGUUUCUUAAUUUCUGAUGUUAUUGUGAUAAUUGUAACAACUGUGUAACUUACAGUCCUGCCAUUGUUUGGUUUCUAUAACUCUAAUUUAUAAGCUUUAUACUAUCCAAAUCUGCAGCUUCUUGAGACUAAAGAGCUUUAUAUAACUGAUUUUCCAAUGUAUUAAAUUUUGUUCCUGUCAUUGUUUGGCUUCAUGGCAGCUGUGACUGUUCAGCGAUUUAUGAUGAAGUGGGCUUUGUUUUGGUCAGUUCCUCAGUUCAUGAAAGAAUAUUGGUCCUGUUGUUCCAUCAUGAAAAUAUGAAGUGAUAUUUGGCUUUACAUAAUCUAUUUCACUCUUCUCAGAGGAACAUAUUUUUCAUAUUUGUAUUAUUAGUUGCCACUGGGGGGGAGGGGGGGGGGGGGGUAUGACACAAUCUUACGAAAUACUAUGCAAUCAGUUUUGAAUAAAGCCAUCCUUUUAUGGAAUUAAUUCUUGUGUGGCAGUGAGAUAGUUGCUAAGAUCUAGUAGCCAUUAUUUCUAUGAUUAUAUUUUGAUUUUUUGUGCAAACUUAAGUACUGCUCCAAUAAUCACUGUUACUCUAUAUUCUGCAAUACGGGAACUAAUAGACAUCAAACUGCUGUGAUUUCAGAAGCAUCUGUCAGAUUUAUUUGAGACAGCAUUAAUUUUUCUUAAGAGCAUACACAUACAGAAUUCAUAACGAAAUGGUGCUAUUUCUGUAAUAAACAAAAUUUUUCGUUGGUGUUGACACCCGUUAAAAACAAAAUUAUAAUUUAAAGCAGGAGUUUUUGUGGAAUGUUAGUUAAGACACCUAUUUGUCAUUUUUGGUGUCUUGCUUUCAGUGGUUAGAAAUGCAGCUGAAGUCAGCCUUUUGUGUACUUAACGACAAAAAUUGUACUGUCAUUGUGAAAAAUGAUUUGUCUUGAAUUUUGUGGAUAGCCUAUUUAGUGUUUGAUUGUCAGAAUACAAAUGGUGUGACUUUCAUGACAUCAGUCUGAAAAAUAGUGAUUUACUGCAUGGGAACUGAAAACAUUUGUUCCUGUGCUUCAAAAUGAGAGGACCAGGAAAUAACUGUGCAUUUGUCAGUGAGUCUGUGUGACAGUAUUUUCAUUCUGUGCUGUAAACUAUAUUCAAUGUUUAUAUGUGUUACAUGUGUCAUGUGUAAAUUAUUUAAUAACACUUAUUAGAUGGAGCAGCCAGAAAUGGCUGUAGUUAGGCCGACAGUGCAAUGAUUGACAGGAUGAGACAAGGUGCUGUGAUACAUAUGUUUACCUGUAUAUGUGGCUACUGUCUACAGUGUUAUACAGCCAUGCCAAAUUGCAACAUUGUGGUUUCAGUAUUAUCACUGUGUACUUGAUAGUUGAUUUUGUUUAUAGGUGGAUAUUAGCAGCAGGAUUGGUAAUACUCAAGUAAAUGUAGUGGUUUUUACAUUUAAAGGAGAAGUUUAGAACUGCUGAUCUUUUAAAAACUUUUGUUUGAAGUACUAAAUGUAUGCAGGAAGUGUCAUUGUAGCAAAGGUAAUAUAUAUCUCAUUUAUUUGCAUAGCAAAGGCUGUUAAAUCUACAUAUUCAACAAUUUAAUUUAGAAAUGUACUUACUUUUUUAAAACAAGCAUUUAGAACUGUUAAUGAUAUUUAAUACUAAAGUGGCAUCCUGUUUGUUUUAAAAAUCUCAUUCAUUCCAAAAAGUGAAUAGUACUCAGCCUUGAUCAAUGCAGUGGUAUCAGUUCCAGAAUUAGCUUAACAUUUUAGCUACUAGGCAUAGGCAGUACUUCAACAUUUUUUUUCUGUACCUGUUCUGAUUAGUUGUUUGCUUUCUGUGUCUCAUUUGUAAAUUAAUUACUGUUGAAAAUAAUGGGUCCAUUUCCCUGCAAGAGUGGCUGGUGAUUUGUUUAGUCAAUAAAAAAAAUUUAAAAAAAUGAAA